This is a messenger RNA of Salvelinus namaycush (lake trout), 6267 nucleotides long. Its product is annotated as DENN domain-containing protein 2A-like. Gene Ontology annotation, biological process: retrograde transport, endosome to Golgi. Bases 223 to 3699 code for a protein of 1158 amino acids. NCBI's taxonomy places the organism in Eukaryota, Metazoa, Chordata, Actinopteri, Salmoniformes, Salmonidae. The transcript is spliced from 20 exons. The record is from RefSeq and is a predicted model, not a curated record. Gene Ontology annotation, cellular component: actin cytoskeleton.
UAAAGCAUAUAGAGGGAAAUACUAAAUCAGACUACUAAAGCCUUGGAGCUGCGUUGGACUUAAUGCAACCUUUGAGAUACACGUCUUCAUAAUAAGCCCAGAGAUAUUUUCCACAGUGUGUGAGAGAUGAUUGAUGACUAGUGUUGGAGUCGUGGGAAAGGAGAGGCAGAUCUUAGUAUGACAAUAUAGAGAGGAGUUGACCUGCUUGUGAUUGAGGAUGUUAUGGAUAAUGAUGCUGUUGUAUCAAGGGUCACUAAUGUGGAAAUGAGCUCCUGUUCCACUUGUAGACUCACAAGGUCUGUGCAACAGAGAAAGUGUAUGCUGAGAAUGGAGUUUGCUAGCAGGAUGACUGCAGGGCAGGACUGCCUUCACCAAAUUGUCAACAAACCACUGCAUCGUGACCUGCUGAAAGGGGACAGUGCACCUACAGACCCUAACAACAGGCAAGGGCAGUGCCAGGACAGGGAGGGGCAAACCGAGAUGCCCCUCAUCUCCCUAGACAACCUGAACAACAAGCUGGAGGUCCCAAGCAUAACUAUGCAGGCUGAGAGGAACACCUUGGCUGGGGGAAGAACACUCUCCAAACCUCCCCAUGCCACCAUCAAAGACAAGAUCUCAAAGUGGGAAGGAAAGGAGUCUUCCCCAUUCCCAACAUUAACAACAGCUACAACUACGCCCACACAGAGUAUUGUGGAAAGAACUGACUCCUUAAUUAAGAGUGAUUCCAAACCCACCAUGGAGGACUGCAAAAGACCAACCAGCAGGGAGAAGCAGAAGAACAAUGGGAAGGAGAACAUAGGAAAGGCUGGGGAUUCAAUACAUAUCUCCCCAACAGUCCCUACAGUUCCUCUUGGGAAAAUAACAGAAUCCCUGAAAAAGAUUGACGCCAGACCCACCAUGGAGCACUGGAGUAGACCAGCCAGUAAGGAGACACAUCAGAACCAUGGGAAAGAUAAUGUAGGAAUGUCUGGGAAUUUGAGGAAUACCUCGCCUGUGGGGCCUGUAAAGGACACUACUGUGAAAAUAACUGAAUCCCUGCAGAAGAAGGAUGUCAGACCCUCCGAGGAGCAGCAUAAAGGACACUGCAGCAUGCUGGCCAGCAGGGAAAAGCAGCAGAACCUUGGGAAAGCGAUCAUAGGAAGGGCUGGGGUUUCUCGGCCUACUGUGGAGCCUGUGAAGGAGCAGGUGAUGGGGAUGCUGAAGAAAGACAACGGUAGGAGACUGGUGGAGCAGAGAGCUGUCUUCACUCUCUUCAAGAAGCUGGAGCAGACCAUGAGGGAGGAGAACCCCAGCAAGAGUCCUCUAGAGCUACCUGGAAACUACUUCUGCCCUCCUAGCAGAGAUGCACAAGUAGAGGCCAAGAGAAGAGAGAUAGAAUCCAUUUUAGGAACAUUGGACGCUGACCAGAUGUUUGGGGAGUCAAGGCAAGGUGGGCAAGAGGGACGAGACCUACAGAAUGUGUACACAGAGCCAGGGUCACCACCCAUAAACCCGGUCCCCAAACCCCAGCGCACCUUCCAGCAAUGUACCUUUCAGCAUCUCUCCAAAUUUGAAGCGAGGACCCGCUCAUUACCGAGACAUGGGAAAGGGCAGAGGAAUCUGCCCCCACUGCCUUCCAUCUUCCCUCCACCUCUGUCCAACCAGCCUUCCCCCAACAUCUACAGGAGACCCAGAACAGACAGACAAAGAGAUAGAGACAACCCCAAGAGGAAAUCAUUUGAGUUCGAGGACAUUCCAUCAUGUCAUCCACCUUAUCAUCAUUAUGAAAUUAUUACAGACUCUUCCAAGGAGAACCCAUAUGAGGACAUUGAGGUAUCCAGUCAUUGCUCAUCACAACCUUCUCUACCUUCCUCUCCUGGGUCAGAAUGCUCCAAGAUCUCCAGGCCUGGUUUCUUCAGACAGAACUCUGGUGGGAGUUGCAGUUUCAAGCUUCCAGAUCUGCGUAAGACCAACCACCACCGUAGUGAUAGUGGAGGAGUAGCAUCUCCCCCCCGGCUCAGCCCCCCGUCCACCCCUCACAGCGCAGAUGAGCUGCCCCACUGGCUGUCUGGAGGAGAUUCCUAUAACCCCGCCUGCAGGAGGAUACCAACAGAUGUGCUUAAAAUCAACAGCAUCUUCGAGGCUCGUGUUGGAAAGAAACAUCUGAGGAGGGUCUAUCACAUUGCUGAGACCAGCUCAGGGAGAGUCACAGAUGAAAAGACUGACUCAGAGAGUGAAACAGAGGACAGGGUUAAAGCCCAUCGGCAGCGUCUGUCCUCAGUCCAGUCUAUCCUGAGCCAGCCGGCUGAGGGUCAGUACUGUAACAAACACAGCUCUCUGGACCUCAACAGGAAUCUGAAGGAGCUACAUCAACGCCAGCUCUUUGAGUACUUUCUGGUUGUGGCGCUGCACAGCACCAAGGCUGGCGUCCACUACCUGCCGGAGGUCACACAGCAUUUUCCCCUCAAGCUGGAGCGGAGCUUCAAGUUCAUGAAGGAGACAGAGGACCAGCUAAGGAUCAUCCCCCAGUUCUGUUUCCCUGAUGCUAAGGACUUGAAGCCAGUAGAGAACUACCCCAGUGAAAUGUUCUCUUUUGUUUUGACUGGCGAAGAUGGAAGCAGGAAGUUUGGAUACUGUCGUCGUCUACUGCCCAGUGGGAAAGGAAAGCGUCUCCCUGAAGUCUACUGCAUCGUCAGCCACCUGGGAUGCUUCCACCUCUUCUCCAAGAUCCUGGAUGAGGUGGAGAGGAGGAGAGCCCUGUCUCCAGCCCUGGUCCAGCCCUUCAUGAGGGCCAUUAUGGAAGCUCCGUUCCCUGCUCCUGGCAGACCCAUCACCAUUAAAACCUUCCUGCCCGGAUCUGGUACUGCGGUAAUGGAGCUAUGUCGUCCGUCUGACUCUCGUCUGGAGCAUGUGGACUUUGAGUGUCUCUUCUCCUGUCUGAGUCUGCGUCUGCUACUCAGGGUCUUUGGUUCUCUCCUGCUGGAACGUAGGGUCAUCUUCACUGCAGACAAACUCAGUACUCUGUCUCAGUGCUGCCAUGCGGUGGUGGCUCUACUCUACCCGUUCACCUGGCAGCACACCUACAUCCCCGUACUGCCCCCUGCGAUGCUGGACAUAGUGUGUACCCCCACCCCCUUCAUCGUAGGGCUACUGUCCAGCUCCCUCCCUCAGCUCACAGAGCUACCCCUAGAGGAGGUGCUGGUGGUUGACCUUGGAAACAGUCGCUUCCUCAGACAGCUGGAUGAUGAGGACUCUAUCCUGCCUUCUAAACUCCAGUCAGCCCUAGAGACAGUCCUGGAGAGGAGGAGAGAACUGGCGCCAGAGCGAGGAGGAGACGGUCUUAAUGACUCUGGCCACCUCAGCACCGUUGUGUCCGAGGCCUUUGUGCGUUUCUUUGUAGAACUCGUCAGCCACUAUCCGCUCUUCAUCACCCAAAGGGAGGUUGAGGCCUCCUCCCCCAUCCCCUCUUCCUUCCAACGCGAGUCCUUCCGUAAGUCUGUGUCGUCUAAGAGUCUGAGGCAGUUCCUGGAGGUCUUCAUGGAGACACAGAUGUUUGGACUGUUCAUCCAGGAGAGAGAGCACCACAGACAGGCACUGAGAGGACUGUUUGAUGUGAGGUUGCAUGAGUAUUUGGACUCAAUUCAUGGUAAUGAGCAUCGCAGGGUUAACAAGUUCCUCAAAGGACUGGGAAAUAAAAUGAAAUUCCUGUCCAAAAAGUGAUCCCCUCUUCGACCGAUAAUCUGUUAAACCAGUAGUCUACAGCCAGAUGAAGAUGGGACUGGACACAUUAAUGACUGAAGAACCAAGAGACCGACUGACAAUGAGUUUGUUGUGACAGAGGCCAUGUCUAGACUUGACAGUUAAUGCAGUUUUUGUAUUCUGAUCAUGGAAUUUCGAAUAAAUAAUUACAUUUUAUAUAACUGUAUUUAAUCAGGGGGAAACGCAUUGAGACCUAGGUCUCAUUUGCAAAUGUGCCCUGGUAACAAUACAGAAAUACAAUUAUACACUAUUUAAAACACCAAAUUUAAUAAAUAGAAAAUAUUACAUAAACAAUCAAACAAAAACAAACACAUUUAUAUAUAAAAAUCCCCAGCCUUUCUCCUAAAUUGACCCAGAGACAACAGUACAUUCAAAUGAUUAUUCCACACGAUAGGGGCCUGGUAGGAAAAGGCAGAUUUACCCAACUCUAUGGAUACACGUGGAGUCUCCAGCAGUAACCAACCCUGUGACCUAAUGUUGUAAUCCGCAUUUCUAUAUUUCAACAAUGCUGUUAAGUAAAUUGGUAGUUUAUUGAGUAAGGCUUCAUAAAUAAAAACAGAAUAACGAAGUGACCUACGUGUUUUUAGCUAGGUCCAACCAACUUUAUGAUAAAGGAUGCAGUGGUGAGUGUCAAAACUGUCAGAUGUUAUAAAACAUGUGCUAUGAUCAAUUGUGUCCAAGGGCUUCAAAACACUGGUAGCAGCAUUCAUGUAUAUAAUAUCACCAUAAUCUAUAACAGGAAUAAAUGUAGCCUGAAUGAUCUGUUUUCUACUAUUUAAAAGAAAGGCUGGCCCUAUUCCUAUUAAGCCCAACUUAAAUAUUAAUUGCUUGAUUAACUCGUCAACAUGCUUUUUAAAAGAUAGCAUGCAUCUACACCUACAUUUAAAUGUGUCUACCGUGUCCACAUUGUGUUCUGGCUUGCAUUUAUGAGGCCAGCAAACGUUCCUCACACGCUAGAAACAUAGUUCCUCCAACGUUAUAAUGAAAAGGUAGCUAUCUCUGAACACAAUCAGACCACCUGUCUUUUCAAUCCGAUCCUCAUAUUCUGAUAGCAGAAGUCGCAUGUAAGUGUCAAGUGUAGACAUGCCCUCAGGGACACAUGAAGCCUGCAGUGUGUACAUGAUAGACUCAACAGAGAUAAUCCUGUAUACUGGGAGACUAUAUAGCACAGCCUGUAGAGAGACUGGUAUUGUACUAUAUACUGUACUUAUCCAGUCUAAAUUAUCCAAACUGCAUUUAAGAGGCCACAGGAGGGCAGUAGUUCAUUUGAUUUUAACAUGGCACUACAGUGUAUGUAUAAUGUAAUUGCUAUGAGUAUGGUUGAUUUGAUGAAUACAGAUACUUUGCCCUGACCAUUGUUCUUGUGAAUGAGACUCUGACCAGGACGCAAUCAGAUUGAGUGUUAGCCAGCAUUGACCGAUAUCCACAUAGCAAAUGUAUUGGUGGUGUUGGAGGUGUAACUGCAGAAUGAGCUGACAUAUCGGUGAGCGGCUGCUCGCGUGUCACAAACCACUCCAUUAUUUAUUAUACCUAUUGCGUUAGAAGUUCAAAACGGCGCUAGAAAGUGAAGGAUCAUCUAUCGAUCUUCGAAAUAAUGACUCUCAAAUGUCAAACCAUUGAUGUUAGGCUAAUGCAUGUUGUCAUGUUAAUUUGGAUUCGGAGAUUUAUGCCUAUCAAUAUCAUUUUAGUGUUUGGACUUGUAAAGUGGCUGUAUGGGAUUUGUCCUGCUGCCCUCUGACUGGAGAAUUAUUUGCGGACAAAACCAACGGCUUUUGUUUCCCUUGAAUUCCUUUGUUUAUUUCUGUGUUGUGUACAAUACAUGUCAGUACAGUGAGGGUCUAAAAAACGGACAACUUAAAAUCUACUGUAUGAAGUUGAAGAUGCAUACUCAUUCCUAGCAUGCAUGUUUGUCAGCCUACAUGUUCAACAGGCUACCUAUAUUUAGCUAGCAGGCUUAAAGUUGGCAGGAAGACGUCUAUGUGGCAGACUGAAGCUGUGCUUGUUUAGGAUGGCAGAAAGGCAGGGCAUUAUGCCACAUUCAUGUUAAGUUGGAAACUCAGGAACUCUGAGUUAAAAUGAACGUAAGUUAUUUGCGUAGAGCCUCCUAUUGGUUGAUUCUGGUAUCUCCCAAGUGGGAAACUCGGGAUCCAACUCUUCCUGCUAGGUUUGCAAGUCGGAAUUUUCAGAGUUUCCGACAUGACAUGAAUGCCGCAUUAGCCCUGGAUGGGUUAUGUCCAGGUCCAACACGACAGCUGUAUGGACAUCCAUCAGCUGUCACCCCAUGGACUCUCCACCUCUCCUCUCCUCCUACUCUCCAGAAACAUGGACAGUCCAACACCUAUCCCCAGCACCUUCCCUUAGCACCUACUACUUCAGUGGUUGGAGUCCUGAUUUGGAACUGGAUAUGUUUUAGUUCCAAUGCGCAUUGAGACAGAAACAGUUGAAAGGGUAUUAGGUUGUUUCACAGAAAUAGAUGGCAUUGGUAUUCAUAAACCUUGGAAUGUGUUUGGUUGGAACUUAAAAUUAAAA